Molecule: messenger RNA, 768 nt
Organism: Didymodactylos carnosus
Lineage: Eukaryota; Metazoa; Rotifera; Eurotatoria; Philodinida; Philodinidae
Source: the annotation of a GenBank genome assembly
AUGUCAGAUUUUCUGGGUAGAAUCGGUCGUAUCACCGAAUGGGUGGUGGUGAGUAAUUUAGAAAAUCGAGCCGUUAACGCUGCCUGUGAUAAAGCCAGCGACUUAUGGAAAAAUCGAAAUAAUAAGAAUAAAAAAGAACCACCACCACAAUUUCAACCACCUCAAGCAGUAGCUGCUGCUGCCCAACCUACUUACGUACCUCCAAAGCCUGAUCAACCAGCCUUCUUAUUGGAUCAAUCGCAACAACAGUACAACCCAUAUCAACAACAGCAGUAUCCGCCACAACCACAAUAUUAUAAUUCACCUCAGCCUCUGAUGAAUGGACCUCCAAGUCAGCUUAUUGUUACAAUUCAAUGCGUUCAAGAUUUACAUACAAUUAACUACAAUCAACAAUUUCCCAUGAUGCCGUACGUCAUUCUAGAAUGUAAUUAUCAACGACAUCAGACGUCACCGUUGUAUCAAAGCGGGACACAGUGGAUUUCAAGCGGUACCAGUCAGUUCAUUUUCCCACUUAAUAAUAUUGAGAUGGAUCGAUUUUUUGUUUGGAUUCAAGACGGCCAAAAUCAACAGAAUUUAUUAGCUCGUGGUGAAUUUUCCGUACGCUGGCUGUUCGAUAAUAGUCGGGGACAACAACAGCAAUGGUUACCAUUAAGAAAUCAAUAUGAUCAGCCUGCGGGACAGAUAUUGGUUUCAAUUGAUUACAAACAAAAUACGCCGAGUAAUAAUAACUUUCCAUUACCCUAUCAGCCACCACCGCCCUAUUAUUAA